This is a messenger RNA of Bursaphelenchus okinawaensis, 3168 nucleotides long. NCBI's taxonomy places the organism in Eukaryota, Metazoa, Nematoda, Chromadorea, Rhabditida, Aphelenchoididae. The record is from the annotation of a GenBank genome assembly.
AUGCGAAAAAGGUAAGUAUAUUAUUAUAGAUGGUUUUUAAUUUGUUUUUGUUGAGAUUUUGAUGUUUUUGGUUUUCUGUUACCUAAAAUUUGAAAAACAAGGCGAAUUUGGAGAAAAAUUGUGUUUUUUGUUACGAAAAUUGAGGGUUUGUUUUUGUGAAGUUAAAUUUAAAUUUUAAAAUUGAAAAGUUGUGGUAACAGUAUUUUACAUUGUAAAUUUGUGUCUAUGUUCAGCGGGAUCAAACGUAGACGCGAGGACGAGGAUGGAAACACGGCUGACGGUUAUCCUGAGGAUGAAGACAGCAGGUUGACUCCUGUGUUGGUUCCGAAGGGUCGAGAAAAGGAUUCUGAAUUCUCGGCUCCAAAGUCUCACAAAUUGGUCGAUUUGGACGAGGAAGCCGAGCCUCAACAAGUGAAGGACGAAGAUGGCCCAGCUGUUGUUGAUCAACGGCACUACAUUAUCAUACCAUCUUAUUCUUCUUGGUUUGACUACAACUCCAUUCAUGACAUUGAAGAGAGAGGAGUGCCAGACUUUUUCCGCGGAAACAACAAGAGCAGAACGCCUGAAAUGUAAGUUACUUCGUCUUUUUUUGAGAUUUAGAAAUAUCUGAUGAAAAAUAUUUUGCAAAAUGGCAUUUUAUCAUUUGAAGUAUAAAAAAUUUAAAAAUAUUGAAGAAUAUAAUGCUUUAAAAGUUAAUUUUUAUGAUUUUAGGUACAUGACCUAUCGUAACUUCAUGAUCGACACUUAUCGUCUCAAUCCCUUCGAGUAUCUGUCAUUUACGGCUUGUCGUCGCAACUUGAGUGGAGAUAUCUGCACCAUCGCACGAACCCAUUCUUUCCUAGAACAAUGGGGACUGAUCAACUAUCAAGUCGACGCUGAAAACCGUCCAGCACCGGUUGGACCACCUGCGACUUCGCAUUUCAUGGUACUUGCUGAUGCUCCCAACGGGUUACAACCUGUAAAUCCGUUUCCUCAUGGAUUUCAGCUAACUGACAAAGCUAUCAAGGCCGAGAAGAUGGACACUCAGGAGUCUUCGACUACUGAAAAACCUGAAGAAUUUAGGGAAGAAGGUGAAGACCGCAGCGAAGUGAAGGUUAAGGUCGAGAAACCAAAACGCGGAGCUUUUGAAGCCGGCUUGAAGACGGAUCAAUAUGCUAAACAGUUGGCGGCUAUGAAGCUAAAAGGAGCUGCACCAGGCCGUGAUUGGGACGAUCAAGAGACCUUGCUGUUGUUGGAGGCUUUGGAGAUGUACAAAGAUGAUUGGAAUCGUGUAGCUGACCACGUUGGCUCAAGAACUCAAGACGAAUGUAUUCUGAGACUGCUCCAACUUCCAAUUCAAGAUCCUUUCCUGGAAGAAGAUGGUGGAGAUGUGUUGGGACCUUUGGCUUAUCAACCAACUCCAUUUAGUCAAGCUGCUAACCCUGUCAUGAGCACGGUCGCGUUCUUGGCCAGCGUGGUGGAGCCAAGAGUUGCGGCGGCUGCUUGUAAGGCUGCUCUACGUAAGUGAAUGUAUAUUUUUAGUGUGAAAUUUUACAAUUUUUAAAUUUUUUAAAAGUUUUACUCACUUAAAAAUAAAAUUUGAAUUUCAGAAGAAUACUCGAACAUGAAGGACGAGCUUCCUCCACUGGUUUUAGAAGCCCAUGCUAAGAAUGUUGACGCACAUGCCAAAGCCAACAAUGGAGAGGUGGAUCCAGAAGUUGGCCUUAAAGAAUCUGGAAUUGCUUCUGAUGAUAAGGUAAGAUGUUUUAUAGUAAAGCUUUGUUUUUAGGCGAAUAUGAAGGGGGUUAACAUAACUAUAGUAUAAUAUUAUCAACAUAACUAUAGUAUGAAGAUGAUUAACAUUAACAUAACUGUAAUUUCAGACAGCCGAAGAUUCAAAUAAAGAUGAAGAACCAAUGGAAACAGACGAAAAGCAGACAGAAGAGAGUGAGGUGGUAAAGGAAGCGAGGAAGGUAGUAUCAGAAAAGGUUCAGACCGCAGCAGCUUCAGCAUUGGCCGCAGCCGCAGUUAAAGCAAGACAUUUGGCCAAUCUGGAAGAGAGAAGAAUGAAGAGUUUGGUUGCUCAACUUGUCGAGACUCAAAUGAAAAAGUUGGAGCUCAAGUUGAAACAUUUUGACGAAGUAUGUUUAUAUAAUGUUUUUUAAUUUAGCUAUUAAGUUUGAAAGUUUAGAUCGUUGUACUUUUUUUACGUAAGAGAGAGCUAAUAUUAUUUUAGUUAAUUGGUUAAUAUUACUCUAAAUUAAUUUUGUUCUAGCUGGAGGCCAUUACGGACAGAGAAAGAGAAUCUUUCGAAUACCAAAGACAACAACUCAUUCUUGAAAGACAAUUCUUCCAUCUAGACCAGCUACGAUACAUGCAGGAACGUUCGAAAACAGACGCGUAUCAAGCUCUGAUGGAGAAGGGAGAGUUAGAGCCAGGAUUCGAGGUUCGAGGAUGUCCACCACAAAUGCAACCUCAACUGUUAGCAUCAAAACAGAAUGGAGAAGCUCUUCCACCGCGUGCAGACUCUAAACCAGCUGAUGCCUUAUUAUCGGACGGCACUUCUGCUUCACAAGCAGCUCCACAACUAGCUGGUCCAACUGAACGAACAAGCCAAGCACAAUCACGAGUUCAAUCAGAGCCAUCAGCUGGCGCUCCAUCAUCACAACUACCAGCACAGUCUUAUGGUUAUCAGUAUGGCGCCGCACCACCUUCAGGGCAGUCAUACUCACAAGCACUCCCUCAAGCACCUCAAGCUGGACAUUAUCCACCUCAACAGCCGCAACUGUAUUACGGUCAAGGCGGGCCACCAAUCGCUCAACGACCAUAUGCUCCUCCUUCACAACAACAAUAUAACCAGCGGAUGGGGCCAGGGUACGACUACAAUCAUUCACAAGGACGACCAGCUGGGUACCCACCGGCUCCUCAACAAGGCCAAUAUCAAUAUCAGCAGGGGUAUCAGGGCGGUCAGGUGAGUAUAUGAAUAUAUCUUUGUGUUUUGGGUUUUUUUUCUUGAAGUAAGAGUAAUGGUGAAGAAGACGUUAGUUGAAUCUAGUUCAAUAUGCAAAUAAAUAAACAAACUUGACUUAUGGCAUUUAUUUUUAGUACUACCCUCAACAAGGCGGACAACCACCCCACCCACCAGCCCAACUGGGCGAGGGCCAGGAGCAGGCUCCACCACAACCAUAA